GUCACUUUCACUUUCUCAAGUUUUCUGAAUCUGAGGAACAGAAACUCGCCGAAAACUUUGGUGAAGCAAGAAGGACAGUCAAUUUUUUUUGCGGUAGCUGAGCUUACGUACCACAACACAUAAAUAAGAGUAUGGCUGGAGAACCUGUCGUGCAAACUGAGCUUGUGGCUGAAGCUGAGGAAGGAAAACUGUCUGGAGACGAAACGGACGCCAAACCUGACCGCAGAGGAAGAUUUCUACUGUUUGGUAAGAAGAAUAAGGAUGGCCAGACGCGGGAGCAGGACUACUCUUCUGAAAGCCAUUACAGAAUUGUUUCACCAACAUUCCAGUAUAAGAUGAGCCACCAGCGAGUGGGCAAGUGCGUCAUCAUCAACAAUAAAAACUUUGAUGAAAAGACAGGGAUGAAUGUACGCAACGGCACGGAUCGAGAUGCAGGCGAGCUGUUCAAAUGCUUCAAGAGCCUGGGCUUCGAUGUCUUCAUCUACAAUGAUCAGACGUGUGAGAAGAUGGAGCGUCUUCUCAGAGAGGCCUCGGAGGAAGACCAUAGUGACAGCUCGUGUUUCGCCUGUAUCCUGCUAAGCCAUGGUGAGGAGGGCAUGAUCUACGGAACAGACGGAGCCAUGCCCAUCAAGUCCAUGACCUCAUUGUUCAGGGGGGACAUGUGCAAAAGCUUAGUUGGAAAGCCCAAACUCUUCUUCAUCCAGGCUUGCCGGGGUUCCGAAUUUGAUGAUGGUAUACAGACAGAUUCGGGUCCGCCAAACGAUACCCUGGAGACAGACGCUAAUCCAAGACAUAAGAUCCCUGUAGAGGCAGAUUUCCUCUUUGCCUACUCCACUGUGCCAGGGUAUUACUCAUGGAGGAACCCUGGGCGCGGCUCCUGGUUUGUCCAGGCGCUCUGCAACAUCCUCAACGAGUUUGGCAAGCAGCUGGAGAUAAUGCAGAUCCUGACACGGGUCAACUACAUGGUGGCCACCAGCUUCGAGUCCUGGUCUGAAGACCCACGCUUCAGUGAGAAGAAGCAGAUUCCCUGCGUGGUCUCUAUGCUGACAAAAGAACUGUAUUUCAACUGACCGCCACCUAAUUGACUAUACAGUAUGACACCACUGACUGACUGACUGACUGACCGACCUACUGACUGACUGACUGACUGUUUCAGGUAACGACUAAGCGGUCAAAGCAUUCAGGGAUGAUUCAGGCCCAGCAGGACACUGCACAUUUGGAGCACAUAUGACAUUCUACAUGUGUAGUUGGGCCCGAAAACAAGCACUCCGUUAGAACAAAUAUAUAUUUACAGUGGCACUCCGCGUUCAUGUGCUGAUGGUGAAACUUCUUCCUCUUCUUCAGGUUAUUCUUCGGAAUAAUAGUGUCACAUUUGAUCUGAUCUUUUUUUGACAGGCAUGUGAAAUAUCAAUGUUAUUCCACCAGCCCGGAAAAUUUGCUGCCAGUUUUUGUGGGUUUGGGGAAUCAUAUCUGAAUAUGCGUCUCUCCAUUUUCCAGCAUUUACAAUAGAUGUUGAAAGGAACUGUAUCGAGGGGACAGGAGUCUUCGGGCUAAACGUGGCUCUUGAAUUCAUUACACGAAAUGGGCUUUGAAUGACUGAAAACUUCUACAUUUAGUGUUCUGAGAAAAGUCUCUCCAGAAAUAGAUCAUAAACCUGUCUAAUGCAGCCAAAUGCAUUUGUACAAUAGACAAUACGUGUCAUCAUUACGCAGUAAAGUAAUUGCAAAGCAGGUGACAGCUGAAUGUAUUUAAAGCCUAUAGAAAGUCUAAGGAAAUCCCCACUAGGGAAUGAAACAGUGAUUACAAACAUCUUUGAUUUCCAUAGAAGGGAUGAGGGGGUUGUCGUAAUUACAAACCCUGUCAGAUGCAUUCAUAGACGGAAAAAAAAUCUGGAAAAUGGAUCAGGUCAUUUUCAGCUGUCUGUGUUUUAAUGUUUUCAGCUGUCAGUUGUCAGAAAAAAGAGACAACAGAAAAAGACCACACUCCUCUGAGCAGAAACGUGACGAUGCUUUUGCCAAAGGCUCAGUGUCUCAGCCUUCCUAGCAAGUUUAAGUCGGUAGCAGCAUGCUGGCAUCCUCAGGUUCUUUAAUGUCCCAUGACGUGGGUUACUGUAAUGUUAAAGAAUGUCAUAUACGUAUAUAUGCUAGGAAGGUGUGAUCUUUUGCUGUGUAGUGAUUAGAUUUUGGGUCAUAGUUAUAGUCCACUCCCACAAAAGCAAGGAUUAUUUGCAAUUUGCCAGUUUUUUCACACUGGUGUUAAAGACUUCACUUGCUUGUUGUAAAACCCAAAGUAAGUGAAGUUUAUGUAUUUGCAUAUAAUCAAAAUGACGCACUUGUCUUAUUAGUCAGGGUCCAAUAAAUCAGUUUAUGAAUUUCCCUUUUUUAAAUCUUUACAGUUAGACAUUCCUCUUAAAUAACUAAUAUUUAAUAGGAUCCAUGCUGUAGGAUUUGUACACUUGAAAGUGAACUUGAGAAUGUCAGAAACUGUCAGAAAUUUGGGAAAUAUCAUAGUGUAAAGCUGGACUAGGGCCCAAAGCACAAAUGCCACAUCAUUUCACUGUAUAUUAGUGUUGUACAUUGUCAUAACAUACACUACACUCUUGUAAGAGGUGCCCAGCAAAGUCUUCUUUAUUUUAUUUGGUUUAAAUUUUAGCUUGAUUUCAAAAGAUUAAAAUCAAAUUAUAUGAAAAAACAAUUAUUUAUUAUUUUUAAGCACCUUGGCAAAUUUUAAAAAACAUAAUUGCUUGCAUGAUUUAAUUUUUUUCUAGAAUUGAGUUAUACUAUAUAUAUAUUAAACAUAAUAGACAUUUGCUGAUGGUCAUUACAACUUACAUAAAGUUUGUUUCUGCAAA
Molecule: messenger RNA, 2851 nt
Organism: Centropristis striata (black sea bass)
Lineage: Eukaryota; Metazoa; Chordata; Actinopteri; Perciformes; Serranidae
Gene: casp7
Product: caspase 7, apoptosis-related cysteine peptidase
Exons: 7
Coding region: 132-1070 (312 amino acids)
Biological process (GO): apoptotic process; proteolysis
Cellular component (GO): cytoplasm
Source: RefSeq, a predicted model, not a curated record